AGUCGAUGGUCGGCCGGGAACGAUCAAUCAGAUGCUGCACGUGUUUCAUCUAGAUGGGGGUCGUAUGCACAACUUCGACGUCAGUCUGUCGACCGAGACCGUUUUAGCACUGCAGACCGAAUUCUCGAAGGUGACUCGCGUUCCCGUUGCCGAGCAAAUACUUUUGGUCAGCGGCGGAGAGAUCCUUCUCUCCAAACGGCCUCUCAGCAGCUACACCGGCGCUGGCACCGAAUCGAAUCCGAUUUUCCUCAUCGCAAAGUCUGCCGUCGUCACACCGUCUUCCGACGCCUCUUCUCUGACUCAGUCGGACUACAAGGACGAAUUGCAUCAGCUUCUGAAGAAUGCAGAGGAAGUUGAGAAGGAAGUUGAGCAGUGGAUUGGCCGUGCGCCCUCGUUCACAUUCUUGCAGUGCUUCGCGAGUACGGCGAAGAAAAUCGAGCGCAGUUGCCAGGAGUUGGUCAGCGCCUGCAGUCAGAUGGUGAACGAGCAGCAUUUGUUGCACCAGGGUUGGUGCUCGGUGGUUGCAAACCUGGAGGACACAUUUGCCGCGUUUUUUCAACACGUGGAACGGUUCCGACAUAAGCACAUCAAAUCACUGCAGUACAGACGAGAGGCACGAAAUAUCCUCAUCCACUUCGACGAUGAUAUUCAACUACUUAAAAAGGUACCGCUACUACCGUGCCUCGUGAAUUCGAUCGACCUCGCCUCCUCUUCGUCGGCUUCGGUGUCUUUGUCUUCAUCGUCGAUCGCCGUUCCACCACGUGCACAUCUACCGGGUCAACCGCUGACCCUAUUCGAUUGGAUCAGUAGCAAGGAGUCAGAGCACAGUCUGCUAGAAUUCGCCGACGACGUCCGCAGUGUAAUCGAUGAAGACUCGGAUUCACAGGUAAUCGGCUGCAUCGAGCGCUGGCACGAAUACAUCAAGGAGCGAGCCGGCGCCGUAGACAUGAAAGAGAUCCGCGGACUCGGCCAGCGACUCGUCUCACUUAAUGAGUUUCUGCAAAGCAUUCUGAAAACGAAGGAUGCGCAGUCGGAGUACCGCGAAUACGUGACCAAGCAGGAACAGCGGGUGAUGAGUUGUGGAGACAAGACGGUGCUGGACGAUGUGUGUAGUAGCGUGACGCAGGCACUGCACGAGAUGUCCAUGAACCAAAAGCGCAUCCUGGAUUUUUUGAAACGCUUCUACAAGGCUAAGUUGGAGCUGCUGGAGAGUAUUCGACGUCGUCUGGCUUGGGUGUUGGACACACACAAAGAGAUUCAGAUCGUUGACACUAAGAUCAUGCUUUACAGCGAACGAGUGUAUAAACUUCGUCGUCAGUUCGAGCUACUGAAACAACUACACGAGGCUUCAGCGUUAUACAUGAUGGCAGCCGGCGAGGUGGUACGUCGCCGUAACUUCAGCCAAGAGUACACCAGUUGGGCGACGCGUCUGAUGCAGGCUGCGACGCAGGUUCGCGAGGAAGAGUUGCAACGCCGGAAAUGGUUUGGCCGUAGGCUGCAGCGUCAUUUCUUAAAGUCGUUAUUUCCAGGUAUUAAAUGAUG
Soboliphyme baturini is the source of this 1542-nucleotide messenger RNA. Lineage: Eukaryota; Metazoa; Nematoda; Enoplea; Dioctophymatida; Soboliphymatidae. The record is from the annotation of a GenBank genome assembly.